Molecule: messenger RNA, 2443 nt
Organism: Vespa velutina
Lineage: Eukaryota; Metazoa; Arthropoda; Insecta; Hymenoptera; Vespidae
Product: dynein axonemal assembly factor 4-like
Exons: 7
Coding region: 401-1870 (489 amino acids)
Biological process (GO): outer dynein arm assembly; cilium movement; inner dynein arm assembly
Molecular function (GO): protein binding
Source: RefSeq, a predicted model, not a curated record
UUAUUGCGAAUUCAAAUUUUGACAUCGAUGUGUACAGUUAACUAAUUUAAAUUUACCGCGUAAAUAACUAAUUUAAAUUUACCGCGUAAAUACAGCGCGCUACCUCUAAGAUGGUAAUAGUUAUAAUGCGUUAAAAUCGUUUGAUCAAUAUAGAGUAUCAGUUAUAAGCUCGAAUUUGUUUUUUCAUAACUUUUUUCGUAAAAAAUUAGGAUGAAAAAAUAGUUUCAAAACGUUUAAUAGUUUGUGAAAAUUAUACGUAAGCUGAAAAACGAUAUUGAAAAUAAAUGAAGGAAGGUAACGAACGAAUGAAAUUAAAGGAAUGAAGGCGAAAUACUUAACUUUGACGUAUACUUCAAUUAAUAAUUAAUCAUAAAAUUGAAUUCAUUUAAAUUAUUAAAAAAUGCCUAUUAUAAUUAUUAAAGAUUAUAAAUGGCGCGAAACGGUAGAUAACAUUAUAGUAUAUGUGCCAUUUAAGAGUCGUCCUAAAAAAAUAGAUUUUUUGGUGAUCGAUAAUUAUAUAAAGGCAAGUUGUCCGCCAUUUUUAUUAGAACUUUUUCUUUGGGCCAAUAUUAUCGAGGAAGAAAGUACGUGUAUAUUGGACGAAGACAAGGUUAUAUUUUCUUUACGAAAAGCGAACGUCGCUUUAAAAUGGCCUAAAUUAGAAUUGGACGAUCUUGAUAAAGAUACUAAAAGAAAUUAUCGAAAUAGAGCAAUAGAACGUAUUCAAAAAGUUACAGAAGAACGGCAAAAAGCUCAAAGCGAGAAACGACAAUAUUUGAAAAAGGAAGCAGUAAAGGCACAAAUAGAUUUAGAUACCGCAGUUUUGAAUAAAAUAAGUGCUAUGAGAGAUAUCCAUAGAAAAGAAGCUAUGGAAGCAUUAGAAGAUUGGAGAUCCAAAGCCGAGUUACCGAUUUUAAAAUAUGAACAAGGCAUAACUCGAGAAAAUCGUAAAGCGUAUAAGCCACCGUUAAAAUGGUUUAAAGAUGACAUCACCGGUAUGAUGAAGAACAGGCCAAUGACCGAUCAAGAAAUUUUCGUUAAUGACGCAAAGGGUUGCAGCGAAGGUAGAAAUGGUAGGGAAUUAGAAUGGAAGGAGUCCGAAGGAAAAGAAUUAUUUCAUAAAUAUGAAUUUCCAAGAAAAGAAGAUGGAUCGAUCGAAUCUAAUGCAAAGUUAAACGAUACGACGAACGAAGAUGAAUUAAAUGUUAUACAGGAAAGAAAUAUUUCGACGGAUAGCGAAUCGGAUUCCGAUCGUGAUUCGUACGACAAAUCAAUUAAAGGCAAGAUAUUGCGUAAGCCGUCUUCUUCGAAAAAUAUUCGCACUCGUGGACAAGAAAUAAUUGAUAGAAUAUUGAGUGGAAAACCACGUAGAUUGAACCAAAUAUUCGACGAACCUAACAAAGCUGUACCUUUACCAAGAAAAAAUGGUACCAUUAAUAUUACAUUUUCUGAACGUACGUUUCCCACUCCAGCCAGAGAAAGUCAUUUGAUCGAAGAACAAGAAUGGUUGGAGAAACAAGCAGAGGCAAGGAGAAAAACUGGUUUUGUAGCUGAAGAUCUCAGACCAGAGGAACGAGACCCGCAAUGGUUAAAGGAUAAGGGAGAAUCUGCGGCUCAUUAUGCUCUUGAGAAUUAUUAUAGAUGUACCGAAGAUUGUAGUAAAGCAUUAGAACUCAUGCAACCAAAAUGUGAAGCUAAUCGUGAAUCAAGGGCCAGGUGUCACGCCCGGCAAGGUGCAGCUCUUUGUAAAUUAUCUGCGCCACAACACGGCAUUCCUGAACUGGAAGCGGCAAUAAAAUUGGCACCGAAUAAUGAAAGCAUUAAACGUGAUUUAUUGAUUGCAAAACAAUAUUUUAAUAUCAAAGAUUAAAUAAAAACAAGUGAAAAUCUAAAAAGAAAGGAUUAUAAUAAAAUGAAAUAAUUGGUAAUAUUGAAAGUUAUUAUUUUAAUAUAAGAUUUUAAAAAAUAUAUAUGAACGUUUACAGACCUUAAUAGAUAAAAAUAUCACAGACACAAAUACCGUGGAUAUAUAAAUGGGCAGUAAGGAACUAGUUGUAAAUAUAUAUAUAUAUAUAUAUAUAUAUAUAGCAAUAUUAAAAUAUAAAUAUAUAAUAAUUAUAUAAUAUUAUAUUAUAAUAUAUAAGUAUGAACAAUGAAAUUUUGUUUUAGUUAAUUCGAAAUAUAAAUGAUAAAUUUUGUUACAAUAAAUAAAUAACUGUGAAAGUAAUAUUUUUUAGAGAAUAUAAUAUCCACGAUAAGAACAAGCGACUAUAUAAUAUGAUUGAUAUGGAAAUGAUUACGUGAUACAUUUAAAUGUGUAUGUUUUUAAAGCAAUUAUCAUCAUUAAUUGAUGCACUGAUAAUGACACAAACAUAUGCACACGCACGUACGCACGCACGCACGCACAUACAUACAUACAUACAUACAUACAUACAUACAUACA